AAUCCAGAUCGGUGAAGAUAAGUCUGUAGAAAAAACUUUAAAUCCAAUUUCACACAUCUCAAUAAAGGGUGUCGUCAUCAUUCCGGUUUCUUCUUCUUGAUCGCUUUACUUAUAAAUCAUUUCAUCUUUUCUCUUUGGAAAAAUAGAAACUAGAUUGAUUUGAACUGCCUCUGUUUCUCGUUAAAUAAUUUCAUUCUCAAACGAAAUCCAAUAUGCAGCGCAGUGCUGAACGAAUCGCCACCAUCUCAGCCCAUCUUAACCCUUCUACUUCUCCUCACCAGAUGGAGGGAUUGAGCGCAGCUAAUUGCAGGGCGAAAGGGGGUUCUCCGGGAUUCAAAGUUGCGAUCUUGGGUGCUGCAGGAGGUAUUGGUCAACCACUUGCAAUGCUUAUGAAGAUGAAUCCCUUGGUUUCGGUUCUGCAUCUUUAUGAUGUUGCAAAUACCCCUGGUGUAACUGCUGAUAUUAGCCACAUGGACACUGGUGCUGUGGUAAUUUUUCUCUCUAUUUCCCUUGUUUUUCUAAGGAAUUACUGAGUUUGUAAGCACAUA
Messenger RNA from Solanum stenotomum, 548 nucleotides. RefSeq names its product malate dehydrogenase, glyoxysomal-like. The record is from RefSeq and is a predicted model, not a curated record. The transcript has 2 exons. Gene Ontology annotation, cellular component: cytoplasm; chloroplast. Gene Ontology annotation, molecular function: L-malate dehydrogenase (NAD+) activity. NCBI's taxonomy places the organism in Eukaryota, Viridiplantae, Streptophyta, Magnoliopsida, Solanales, Solanaceae. The coding region runs from base 213 to 533 and encodes 106 amino acids.